AUGGACGCAAAUAUAAGUAAGGAGACAAUCGGUCGUCUGUCCAGCUCAGGUUACUUAUGUGUAGGGCUUUACCUGACAUUACUAGGUUUAUCGUCAAUACUCUGUAAUGGAUUUGUAAUCCUAGUUCUCAUCAAAGCUAAACCUAAAUAUAACGUGAUGCACAACGUUCUGCUGCUGAACAUGGCGGUGACAGAUCUCCUCAUCUCCUUGGUUGCGUAUCCUAUGUCCGCUACUUCCAGCCUUAACGGUACUUGGUUAUUUAACGGUGAAGCUUGCACAUUCUAUGGAUUCUGGGUUUUCAGCCUCACUGUAGGGAACAUGAACACCCUAGCAGUCAUCGCUAUAUGUCGUUACAUCGUUGCUGUCAGACCCGAAUAUAAUUAUCUUUUAGCAAAGAAAAAUGCUAAGUAUUUUCUGUUGGUGAUAUGGGCUUAUGCAUUUCUAUGGACUGGUCCACCUUUAUUAGGCUGGAGCACGUACACUUUCGAGGCAUACGGAACGUCUUGUACCAUAAACUGGGGAGGUCGAUCCAUCUUGGAUAUAAGCUACAAUAUAUCCAUAACGUUUACGUGUUAUGUUUUUCAUGUCUUCAUCUGUUGUUUUUCUUAUUUUAACGUCAUUAAAAAGUAUGUAAGGACAAAUAAGUCAGAAAUUGGAUUAGCAUUAAGAUCUACAAGGGUCAAUCAACGAAACACUGAGGACACAUUCAACCUGGAGACGGUGGUAUCCUACCAUAACGUUACCACUUCUCGUAAAGUGACAAUGAUGUGCGUUGGAAUGCUACUGUCCUAUAUAUUAGCGUGGACACCGUAUACGUUCCUCAGCAUAUGGGUCAUGUUUGUCGGUGACGUUGAACCUUGGGUUCACGUAUUACCAACAAUGAUGGCUAAAUCUUCCACUCUGUCAAACGCAAUUGUGUAUGGAGUGUUGAGCAGCAAAUUCAGGGAGUCGGUCAAAAAGCUAUUUAAACGAAAUCAGAAUCAAGUAGUACCUAGGGUCGUUAACUCCAACAGGACAAUCCCAGCUGAGUCUGUGGCUUCCACCAGUCGAGUACACCCAACAGCAUCGAUAAGUCAUCCUAAACUACAGGACAAUAAUGCAAAAGGAGCGUAUAACACGUAUAAUACGUACAACGUCCAUUUGGUUAAAAAUGAUGUUUACAUUGGGAAGAACGUCAUCAACCUUCCUAACGAGGAACAGCUAUUUUAA
Messenger RNA from Ylistrum balloti, 1209 nucleotides. Its product is annotated as pinopsin-like. The transcript has 7 exons. Gene Ontology annotation, cellular component: membrane. Gene Ontology annotation, molecular function: G protein-coupled receptor activity. NCBI's taxonomy places the organism in Eukaryota, Metazoa, Mollusca, Bivalvia, Pectinida, Pectinidae. The record is from RefSeq and is a predicted model, not a curated record. Gene Ontology annotation, biological process: G protein-coupled receptor signaling pathway. Bases 1 to 1209 code for a protein of 402 amino acids.